AUUAAAUUCGGCUUCUUUCUUUGUCUACCACUUAUUAUAUCUCCUCCUAGGACCCUGCAAGCCUGCAUCGAGCCAUUGCUUUGCUCGAUAGAGGUACUUUCUUUUGGCAUUGAUUUUUUUUCCCUUUGGAUAAGAUCGCUGCACCAACAGUCCAACGCCCUCCAACAAAGAGCUUUUGUUUUACUCUGUUGGUCAAUCGAUCAGGUGACCUUCUCACGCGACCAUCAUCCAUUCUUCCUUCCGCCCAACAGUUCAGGAAGAAGCAACAAAGCGAAGCAAAAUAGGGUUUCGCAAAACUCCGCGCCUCCCUCGUGUUCGAACCAUUUCUACCACCUGCUGCAUCUGUAUCUUAUUUCGUCAAUCUUCUCUCUUGCGGAAACUAUUGAACCCUCCCAAACGUCCAAGAAUCACAGUCCCCAAGCGCGCCCCUCAGACAUUGCUCUUGUAGCUGGCUACCUACCUACCUACCUGCUGCGCUACUACACAAACAGGCAUCGACGCCGAAUUGUUUCCUCUCCCAGUUGCCAAUUCCUACUAGAUCCCUGCUGGCAAUCUCCGUUCCCAACGUUGACUGUGCUUCCUCAACCCUUGAGAAGCCCGCAUCUCAUAAUAGGAGCUGGUCCCAUUGUUGAAGAUACACCUGGUUCCUUGCGCUUCUGCCCGCUCAGUGGUUAGCAAUUAUAUUUCUUUCUUGAAUUGCUCAUAAACUCUCGAUCCACCAUUUCUCGAUCUUCGACUUCGUAGACAUCAUGUCAAACAGCAUCAAACAGGCGGCUGAAGCAGUUCGAUCCAGAACAUCCGAAGUUAUGGGUGGCGCAGGAAAAGGAUCUGGAGGCGAGACCGCAGCGGUUGCCAAUGACUUCCUGCAUACGCCUUUCAUGCGCGCCGCUUUACCAUUCCUGAAUGGUGGUGCCGCCGGCAUGGUUGCCACCACAGUCAUCCAGCCUGUCGACAUGAUCAAGGUUCGACUUCAACUUGCCGGUGAAGGCAUGGCGGGCGGCGUCAAGCCAACACCGCUCUCCGUCACGCGCGACAUUCUUGCUAGUGGUAGGGCGUUGGACCUCUACACUGGACUCUCGGCUGGUCUCCUUAGACAAGCCGUAUACACGACAGCGCGCCUAGGUUUCUUUGACACAUUCAUGGGCACGCUCACCGCGAAGGCCAAAGAAAAUGGGUCGGCGAUUGGCUUCAAGGAGCGAGCUGCGGCCGGCCUCUCGGCAGGUGGUCUCGCGGCUAUGAUCGGCAACCCUGCAGACCUUGCGCUUAUCCGCAUGCAGAGUGACGGCCUCAAACCCAAGGAGUCGAGGCAAAACUACAAGUCAGUAAUAGAUGCUCUGGCGCGCAUCACCAAGAAUGAGGGAAUCGCAGCACUCUGGUCGGGCGCAACGCCAACAGUGGUGCGAGCCAUGGCUCUCAACUUUGGGCAGCUCGCCUUUUUCAGUGAAGCCAAGGCCCAACUCAAGAGCCGGACCGACUUGAAUCCCCGUGUGCAGACCCUCACUGCCAGCGCGGUUGCCGGGUUUUUCGCCUCGUUCUUUUCGUUGCCCUUUGACUUUGUCAAGACAAGACUGCAGAAGCAACAGCGCGGCCCCGACGGAAAGCUUCCGUAUAGGAACAUGAUUGACUGCUUCGGCCAGGUUGCCAAGCAGGAGGGAGCGUUACGGUUCUACCGUGGGUUCUGGACAUACUAUGUCCGCAUUGCCCCACAUGCCAUGGUCACACUGAUCGUUGCCGAUUACUUGGGCUGGAUAACAAAAUAAGCACGACAGAGUUUGGUCUUUUUUCUCGUGAAGUCGCUUCGUUGCAGCAUUUUCAAUGGUUGUUAUUGGGUUGAUAUGACUUUGUUUGCUCUGCUUGCUGUGAGAUUGGAGUUCAGGCAGAUCAAGUCUUUAUUUUAUUGUUUGGCUUUUGUCAGUUCGGGGGGCAAAAGAGCCCGAAGAUCACGUUUUAUACUUUUCUUGGACGUCCUAACAUGAAGACGAGACCCUGGCUUAUAUAAAGUCAUUCCCUGUACCUCAAGGUAUACACCAAAGAAGGUAGAUUGAUUCUCUGAAUAGGUGCCA
Messenger RNA from Pyricularia oryzae 70-15, 2063 nucleotides. Its product is annotated as mitochondrial 2-oxoglutarate/malate carrier protein. Gene Ontology annotation, molecular function: oxoglutarate:malate antiporter activity. The transcript has 5 exons. Lineage: Eukaryota; Fungi; Ascomycota; Sordariomycetes; Magnaporthales; Pyriculariaceae. Gene Ontology annotation, biological process: transmembrane transport. The coding region runs from base 750 to 1760 and encodes 336 amino acids. The record is from RefSeq and is a predicted model, not a curated record.